Molecule: messenger RNA, 2449 nt
Organism: Petromyzon marinus (sea lamprey)
Lineage: Eukaryota; Metazoa; Chordata; Hyperoartia; Petromyzontiformes; Petromyzontidae
Gene: QNG1
Product: Q-nucleotide N-glycosylase 1
Source: RefSeq, a predicted model, not a curated record
GCGCGGUCACGUGGCGGGGGGGGUUUACAGUAACUUCGCUGCCCGAACACGUGCAGCCUGCGUGUACGGUACAGUGCGAACUCUAUGCAAGCGGCAUCUAUAGCGCGAACGUUGCAGUCAGCUCGCAAGAGAAUACAAUUGUAACUUAGCCCUAGCCCAGAAGACGGAAUGGAGGAGGUUCUGUGUCCACGUGAUGCCGGGCGAUUCAUUGCCAAGAACAGCAAGGACGUUUCUAUCGCAGACGAGGGCGUGCGCUCGGUGGCAAGUGUGCUGUGUGAAAAGUAUCAGGAGAAAACAUUUGGGGUGGAGUGUUGGAAAAGCAUGCACAAGCUUCAUCCUCAGAUGACCAACGAAGAUGCCGUUAACUGGGUGUUCGUGGUGGACACACUUAAUUUCUCUUUCUGGGCUGAGAGCGAUGACACAAAAUGCUUGGUGAAAUACAAGGAGGAGAUGUACAGCGGGUACUGGACCCUAUGUGCCGCUAUGAACCGUGCCCUUGAUGAAGGGUUUCAUAUGACAAGUGCGUCGUACUACAGCAACAUAACCUUCGAGGAGCUGAGCCACGUUCUCCGCUCUGACUCUGGCUCACCAAUGCCCAUGUUGGCGGAGCGGCACCGCGUGCUCACGGAGACGGGACGUAUCCUCGUGCAGAGCUUUGGCGGCUCCUUCCUGGAGUGCUUGCGCCGCUGCGGACACAGUGCGCAGGCUCUGCUCCGGUUGGUGGUGGAGAACUUCCCAUGUUACCGAGAUGAAGCAACCUUCAAGAGCAAAAGGGUGGCUCUGUACAAGCGAGCCCAGAUCCUGGUGGCUGACAUCUGGGGCCUCCUGGAGGGCAAGGGCGAUGGCUUCUUCAAUGACAUUGGCACCCUGACCAUGUUUGCCGAUUAUCGGGUGCCCCAGGCACUGGUUUACCUGGGUGCUCUGAAGUACUCCAGCCGACUCAUGCAGAAACUCAAAGACGGUGUGAUGUUUGAGUCUGGCGAGGAGCAGGAAGUCGAGAUCCGGGGAUGCUCCAUCUGGUGCGUGGAACUCAUCCAAGAGGAGUUGGCUCGUUUGCUGGCCGAGCGCGGUGUCGCAAAAGCUCAAGAUAUUAACGCCGUCCUGCUAGACUAUUACCUGUGGGAUUAUGCACGUGCCCACCGCGACGAGAUGGCACACAUCCCCAUCCACCACAUCCGCUGCAUAUACUACUAAGGGACACUGUGUCAGCUUGGCUGAAAGCAUUGCUUCAAGACCCAUGUUUUCAGUGGUACUGGCUCGAUGUUCACAUGACACAUUACCACCAUGGAGGUGAUAUUUUCAUUUCGGAAUUGCUUUUUAAUUUUCCCUUUAAUGGUGACGAUCAGUAGUUGCGGCAUAAGCUAAAUUAUGGCAUACAAAAAUUAGUUGUGGACAAUAAAUGUUUAUUUAGUCGUAUUUGCUGAAUGUACAAUUAUUGUGUUCUAUUUCCUCGUGCUCAAUUAUGAGUCAUGUUUUUGCAGUUAACAUAACGAACAUUGUGCUUUUGUAAUCUCGUAUAAGCAACUUCAGUCAAAGAUAAAAGGACAUUGGUUUAAAUUAAAAGAGCUUUGUAAACGUAAUCAUUUAAUAACUUUCGAAAGAGAUUAGUAAUACUGCAAAUUGUACCUUUAUUUUGAUUUAAAGCUUUCGUGACUGCAGGGAUUCAUAUUAAUUGGUUCUUUCGGUAAAGUCACGUAGAAGGGAAACAAUAUUUUUUAUUAUUUUAUUGCUUCCCUUCUACAAGACUUACCGAAAGCACCAAGAAUAUGUACCUUUAUUGUUGUAAAUAACGGGGAGUUGUCAUGAUUUAAUUAAGGGAAUAAACGCCAGAAUGUAACUAAAGGUUGCACAGCAUGUGGCUGUGUGUUUAUACAAUUUCACUUGUCUGAUUCUCACAUUUCGUCCAAUUAAGACGCUUAACUAUACAACAUGUUUAAAGCAAGGUCUUCGACUUUAUUUAAAAAUGAGUAAGCAAAUGUUUUCAUUACUGGUUGUAGUGCAAAGCGGAAUGUUUAUUGCAAAGGUGAGGACAUGUAAUAGUUAUUCGAGUUCUAAACAUAGUUGUAGUAGCUCUUCAAUUUUUUUUUGCGAUUGUCAUGAAGGAAUACAAAUUUAAUGUAUGUAUGUCGAAUUUCUUCGGCAGCGUACGUUGCCAACUGCAUCAUUUUAAGUUUACAUUUUCAUACGUUAGUACUAUUUUAGUUACUGGAACUGUGUUCAUGAAGUUACAGUGAAUGAGUCAUAUACCUAAUUGUACAAGUGACUGUUUAUUCAAUAUAAAAAAUAUAUACUCGGCAUGCCCAAGUCUUAUGAUUGUUUAUCACACGUUUCCCAUUGUUCUUGUAAUGUUAUGACCUGCCCCUAAUGGACAUCUGUGAAAAGGAGCUUCAAAGCUUAUCAGUUAUCUCCAGGAUACUCCAGGAUAAAUAAAUACAAAUUCCGAUUGUAA